AUGACAUCUGCUACACCACCUUCCUCUCGUAGCUCCUCUCCACAGAAAGUUUGCCAUUCCCAGACACAGACAGACGUUUUGAAACCCUUACUGGGUGGAGGCAUUUCUGGUGGCAGCGGUACAUUGAGAAAGAGGAGACGUGUCCUGUCCAAAGAUGGCCGUAGCAACGUACGCAUCGAGCACGUCAGUGGACGGAGUGCUCUGUACAUGCGUGAUCUUUGGACAACAUUUCUGGAUAUGCAGUGGCGCUACAAGUUCUUCCUGUUCCUUGCCACAUUUGCAGGGACCUGGUUCCUGUUUGGGGUGCUUUGGUACCUUGUGGCGCUCGUGCAUGGAGAUCUGCUAGAGUUUGACCCACCAUCCAACCACACGCCCUGUGUGAUGCAGAUGCAGACCCUGACGGGGGCCUUCCUCUUCUCCCUGGAGUCCCAGACAACCAUUGGUUAUGGUUUCCGCUGCAUCACUGAAGAGUGUCCAGCUGCCAUCAUCCUCCUCAUCAUCCAGCUGGUCAUCACUAUGCUGAUGGAGAUCUUCAUCACUGGUACCUUCCUGGCCAAGGUUGCUCGGCCAAAGAAGCGAGGAGAGACAGUGAAGUUUAGUCAGCAUGCUGUGGUGUCGACUCAAGAAGGCCGACCCUGCCUGAUGAUCAGGGUAGCCAACAUGCGCAAGAGUCUCCUGCUGGGAUGUCAGGUGACGGGAAAACUGCUCCAGACGUCUCUGACCAAGGAAGGGGAGACAGUUCGUCUGGACCAGAGGAACGUGCCGUUUCAAGUGGAUACGUCCAGUGACAGCCCCUUCCUCAUUCUGCCCCUCACCUUCUACCACAUCAUUGAUGAUAGCAGCCCCCUGCGAGCAUGGGCAGCUAAGGGCGGUGGCUGGACGGAUCCAGAGUUGGCUGACUUUGAGCUGCUGGUGAUCAUGAGUGCUACAGUGGAGCCGACCUCCGCCACCUGCCAGGUUCGUACCUCCUACCUGCCGGAUGAGAUCCUCUGGGGCUAUGAGUUCCCUCCUGUGGUCUCUCUUUCCACGUCAGGCAAAUAUGUAGCAGACUUCUCCUUCUUUGACAAAGUGGCCAAAACCAAGACCACACCAAUCUUCAAACCAUCCAGCCCCCAGCAUGGAUACCAGAGCAACGGGAGCGGCACACUGCCUGAGGUUUCCGAUCCAGAGAAGAUUCGUCUGGAGCAGAGUUAUAGGGAGAGAGGGGAGGAGCGUGGACGUGUUAGGGACACUCCCCUCAGUGUUCGAAUCAGCAAUGUGUAAACAGCUGGACUGGAUGAGAAGAGUGCAUUUCAUGGAGAGCAACAUGCAGGAGACGUUCAAGU
Messenger RNA from Scomber japonicus (chub mackerel), 1325 nucleotides. RefSeq names its product ATP-sensitive inward rectifier potassium channel 10-like. Gene Ontology annotation, cellular component: plasma membrane. Gene Ontology annotation, molecular function: inward rectifier potassium channel activity. The record is from RefSeq and is a predicted model, not a curated record. Bases 1 to 1263 code for a protein of 420 amino acids. The transcript is spliced from 5 exons. Gene Ontology annotation, biological process: regulation of monoatomic ion transmembrane transport; potassium ion import across plasma membrane. NCBI's taxonomy places the organism in Eukaryota, Metazoa, Chordata, Actinopteri, Scombriformes, Scombridae.